Molecule: messenger RNA, 824 nt
Organism: Gloeophyllum trabeum ATCC 11539
Lineage: Eukaryota; Fungi; Basidiomycota; Agaricomycetes; Gloeophyllales; Gloeophyllaceae
Product: acyl-CoA N-acyltransferase
Exons: 4
Coding region: 113-667 (184 amino acids)
Biological process (GO): UDP-N-acetylglucosamine biosynthetic process
Cellular component (GO): endoplasmic reticulum; endoplasmic reticulum-Golgi intermediate compartment; Golgi apparatus
Molecular function (GO): glucosamine 6-phosphate N-acetyltransferase activity; monosaccharide binding
Source: RefSeq, a predicted model, not a curated record
AAGUGCCAGCUCCGUCCUUCUCUUUCCUUUCGUUUCCCUAUCCUCCCUGCUCGUGUCUUUUUCUUCUUUAUAGACUCUGACUCUACUUUCCACUGGAACUUCAACGUUAAUAAUGCCUUUCACGCCCGACUCUGAGCUUGACCUGCUGUUCCCGCCUGACAUAAUUGGGGAGGACGUGAAGAGUCAGCUACAUCCUGACUUACACAUUCGGCCUCUAGCCUCCACAGACUACCGUCGUGGCCACCUCCAAGUCCUGUCCGUGCUCACCAUCGUGACGGACCCCGGCGAGCCCGCGUGGGUUGCGCAGUUCAACGCAAUACGCUCUACGCCCAAGACAUACUACACUAUCGUCAUAGUCGACAAGGCCUCAGACGCAAUUGUCGCCGUGGGAACACUCUUUGUCGAGCGGAAGUUCUUGAGGGGGCUCUCGAGCGUGGGGCACAUUGAGGAUAUAGCUGUGGAUAAGCGACAGCAGGGAAAGAAGCUCGGUUUGAGGAUCAUUCAGGCGCUGACGGGGAUUAGUGAGAGGAGUGGCUGCUACAAGACGAUUCUGAAUUGCAGCGAUGCGAAUAUCCCCUUCUAUGAGAAGUGCGGAUACAUGAAGAAAGAGAACGAGAUGGCCAAGUACGCACCAGAGCGAGCUGUCACGCCUGUCCCUCGGCUUUAGUUCCGUCUAUAUAUUGUGCACCGAGCACCUUGCGGAGUCGUUUGGGAGCGUAGGCUCUGCUGCUUUUGAUGGACUCAGUGAUGGACACACCUUAACGUACAUAUACACACUGCGACUAGAUGUAAUACUCCAUAAUUAAAUGCAAUGUCUUGUUUUU